Messenger RNA from Anoplopoma fimbria (sablefish), 969 nucleotides. RefSeq names its product olfactory receptor 52D1-like. The record is from RefSeq and is a predicted model, not a curated record. Bases 25 to 969 code for a protein of 314 amino acids. The transcript is spliced from 2 exons. Gene Ontology annotation, biological process: G protein-coupled receptor signaling pathway. Gene Ontology annotation, cellular component: membrane. Lineage: Eukaryota; Metazoa; Chordata; Actinopteri; Perciformes; Anoplopomatidae. Gene Ontology annotation, molecular function: olfactory receptor activity; G protein-coupled receptor activity.
GUUCAUGGUGCAACAAGACUUCAUAUGGAGAACCAGACUUUAGGAGAGGGGGACCUGCUCCUGGAGGGGUUAAAGGUCUCGUCCCAGUCCACCAUCCCCUCCUUCAUCGUCCUCCUCCUCAUCUACGUCUUUGCGUUGGUGUCCAACAUCAGCCUGGUGGUGCUGAUCUUCACCAGCAGGAGCCUCCACCAGCCCAUGUACCUGCUCUUCUGCAACAUGAGCAUCAACGACGUCUUCGGUGCGACGAUCGUCACGCCGCACAUCCUCAGAGACAUCUUCAGACCGCCUUCAGAGCGCUUCAUCCGCUACAUCGACUGCGCUGCUCAGGCUUUCUGCGUCCACCUGUACGCCACCACCACCCACACGGUGCUCAUGAUCAUGGCCUUCGACCGCUACAUGGCCAUCUGCAACCCCCUGCGGUACGCCUCCAUCAUGACCAACCGGAUGGUGGCGGUGCUGUCUGCGGCGGCCUGGCUGGUGGCCUUCACCAUCGUCGCCGUCCUCGUGGGGCUCAGCCUGCGGCUGUCGCGCUGCCGGCGGGUCAUACCCAACCCGUUCUGCGACAACGCCUCCUUGUUCAACCUCUCCUGUGAGAACGUCCUCCUCAACCACGUCGUCGGCCUCGGCAUCACCGUGGUCGUCCUGGGCUCCUCCAUCUUCAGCGUGACGCUCACCUACCUGAAGAUCGCCGCUGUGUGCGUUCGCAGUAAAAACAAGGCGCUGAACAGCAAAGCGCUGCAGACCUGUGCCACCCACCUGGCCGUGUACGUCUUCCUCCUGGUGUCGGCGCUCAUCAUCAUCACGCUGCACCGCUUCCCUCGGAUGUCAGACUACAGGAAGGUGGUGUCCGUCCUUUGUGAGGUCACUCUGCCGGCCUUCAACAGCGUCAUCUACGGGCUCCAGAUCAAAGAGAUCAAGCAGAGGAUCAUCUCUUUGUUCCACAGCAGCAAAGCGGCUCGGAUGAAAUGA